CCCAACUCUCACAUCAACCCGUAUGUAACACGAUGACACAUCUCCUUUUCUCCCUUUCCAACAAUUGGAAAUCCCAAGCUCCGAAUUCACCACCAGCAAUUGACCAAUUCCUCGUUCCUGACUGGAUCUUCACUUCUCCACCCCCGUACCGCAAGGCUAAUGACAAGGCCUCGGCUGAAGUAACAACACCACCAAAGCUCACCACACCUCAUCUGUCCUCUUCUCCCUCCCUCCACCCCAACUCAAACAAUAACCAAAUGUCCUCCUACCAAUACGCGCAAGCAAAAGCGAAAAACGCAAAUAUGCCCGACGUUCGCCAACGCAAGGCAGCUGGCACCUCCUCUAACUCUUCUACGGGUACUACAACAGAGAAAGUAAAAGCAGAAGAUAAACCGUCGAUUUUGCUCGACGUUGCACGCACGAUUGUAUUCUUGCUUCUAGCUAGCUCUGCGAUCAGCUAUCUGGUUACGCGCGAGAGUUUCGUGUGGGGAGUCAAGAGGCCGGGAUGGAGUCGUCCGGAGGCUAUUAGGGCUUGGAUUCAAGGACCAACCCAAUACACCGACAGCGACCUGCUCUCCUACGACGGCACCGACGCCAGCAAACCCAUCCUCCUCGCCAUAAACGGCACCAUCUACGACGUCUCGGCCGGCCGCAAACACUACGGUCCGGGGGGCUCGUACCACUUCUUCGCCGGCCGCGACGCCUCGCGCGCCUUCGUCACGAACUGCUUCCAAGAGGACGGACACCCGGACAUGCGGGGCGUGGAGGAGAUGUUCAUCCCGCUCGACAACGCGGAGGUAGAUGCGUUGUAUUCGAGGGGGGAGUUGAAGGUGCUCAGGGAGCAGGAGAGGAGGAAUGCGAGGAAGGAGGUCGAUAAGGCGUUGAGGCAUUGGGUGGAUUUUUUUGCGGGGAGUGGGAAGUAUCCUAGGGUCGGGUACGUGAAGAGGGAAAAGGGGUGGGAGACGAAGGGGCUGAAGCCGACGUUGUGUAAGAGGGCGCAGGAGGGGAGGCCUACGAGUCGGAAGAGGCCUGAGGGGAAGUAGAUGUUGGGUGUGUAUGGAGACCGUUGGAAACGGUUACUCGGGAAGAAAAGCAUGGAUUCUUUGGAUUGGGGGUCUGGGCAGAUCUGUAUAUAUGGUUAGGAAAAUGGAGAAGGAUGGCUAUUAUGUAAUUAUGGGACGGACAAUGGUGUGAAGAAAGACUAUGGUUUCUAGAAUUACCAUGAAGACUUCUAUUCAUCUGAUAUUCAAACCUGACCUCUCAUGAUCUAUACAUCAAUCUAUU
Molecule: messenger RNA, 1284 nt
Organism: Mollisia scopiformis
Lineage: Eukaryota; Fungi; Ascomycota; Leotiomycetes; Helotiales; Mollisiaceae
Product: cytochrome b5
Exons: 2
Coding region: 33-1043 (336 amino acids)
Cellular component (GO): endomembrane system; membrane
Source: RefSeq, a predicted model, not a curated record